Molecule: messenger RNA, 1078 nt
Organism: Juglans regia (Persian walnut)
Lineage: Eukaryota; Viridiplantae; Streptophyta; Magnoliopsida; Fagales; Juglandaceae
Product: heavy metal-associated isoprenylated plant protein 23
Exons: 2
Coding region: 369-824 (151 amino acids)
Molecular function (GO): metal ion binding
Source: RefSeq, a predicted model, not a curated record
AAAGACAUCAGAGCAAGUAAAGAAGUUCAAGAAGACAGCAGUCUUUAAAGCCUAUUUAUUUGUUUGUUAGAAGGCAAGGAAGGAAUACAUUAUUUGUAGAAUACAUUAUUUGUAGGUUAGUUCUUUGCAGCUUCUCAGGGCUCCGUCUUCUUUUCUAUUAAAUCACCUUAAAGACAUUCCCCAUAUUUAAAACCAAUCUGUGUUCUGUUGCCAUCUCCUCCGUGACCAACUCUGUUUUUUUCCAUCUGCUUUUUUGUUUCUCAAAAACUUUCUGGGUUUUUUCUCUUUGACCUGUCGAGCUCGUGAAGCUCUUGAGUUCAUCUAUCAAAUUAAAGAGGCUUUUCUUCGAAGGGAUUUUAAAACAGAAAAUGGGAGUUGGAGGAACUUUGGAGUACUUGUCUGAUUUGAUGGCCAGUAGCCAUAAACACAAGAAGAAGAAGCAAUUGCAGACUGUGGAGCUGAAGGUCAGGAUGGAUUGUGAUGGCUGUGAGCUUAAGGUCAAGAAAGCCCUCUCUUCGUUAAGUGGAGUCAAAUCAGUGGACAUAAGCAGGAAACAACAGAAAGUGACUGUAACUGGAUACGUUGAAGCAAGCAAGGUGCUGAAGAAGGCCAAGUCAACAGGGAAAAAGGCAGAGAUUUGGCCUUACGUUCCUUACAACCUAGUGGCUCGGCCUUACAUUGCUCAGGCUUAUGACAAGAAGGCACCUCCUGGAUUUGUCAGGAAUGUAGAGAACACUUCCAACACUGGCACUGUGACAAGAUAUGAAGAUCCCUACAUCAAUAUGUUCAGUGAUGACAACCCCAAUGCAUGCUCUAUAAUGUAGCUAAAGAAACAAUUACCAGACCUUCCGUCUGUAAGCUAAUCCAUGUUUUCAUUUCUUUUUCUUCUUCUAUGGAGGGUAAUCAUGAGCAGAAACUAUUCUGUAGUUUUGCAAUUUCAAAGAGUGGUUUUUGUGGGCCUUGAAGCGUGGAAUGAUUAUUUGGUAUUUGGUGGGAUGCUGCGUUGAGUUGUUAUGAGGUACCUAUUGUAUAGCUACACUCGGUUGUCGUAAUCCAUGAUGUUAUGGUUUCUCUUUUC